Messenger RNA from Prunus avium (sweet cherry), 1509 nucleotides. RefSeq lists its product as uncharacterized. NCBI's taxonomy places the organism in Eukaryota, Viridiplantae, Streptophyta, Magnoliopsida, Rosales, Rosaceae. The record is from RefSeq and is a predicted model, not a curated record. Gene Ontology annotation, molecular function: nucleic acid binding; RNA-DNA hybrid ribonuclease activity.
AUGAGCAGAGCACCCCCAUUAGCUAAACCUCUUCCCAGAGAACAACUCAUCCUCUACCUUUCGGUUUCUGCAACGGUACUCAGUUCCGUACUCAUCCGCAAGCCGAAAGGCAUAGAACUCCCAAUCUUGUAUACCAGCCAUGCCCUACAAGAUGCCGAGAUUCGGUACCCUCAACUGGAAAAACUCGCCUAUGCUCUCGUCCUCUCAGCACGUAAGCUUCGGCCCUACUUUCAGGCUCACACCGUUGCCGUUCUCACCAAUCUGCCUCUACGCCAAAUACUGCAGAGGCCGGAGACGUCAGGUAGGCUAGUGAAAUGGGCCAUCGAGCUCAGCGAAUUCGACAAACACUAUCACCCUCGGCCUGCCGAGAUGGGUCAAGUCGUAGCUGAUUUCAUCUCCGAAAUGACAACUACAUCACAAGAAGCAGAUCCGGACGAUCUUGUCUCCGAACCAGCUUCGGUAGCCCCGGUCGCCCACCCGAGCGAAGGAGUAUUUAACCCAACAAUUCCCCUCUGGACUCUCUAUGUGGACUGUUCGUCCAACCGACAAGGAAGCGGGGCCGGCUUAGUAUUAAAAGCCCCUGACCAAACGGCAAUCGAGUAUGCCAUCUGUUUCCAAUUUCAGGCCUCCAACAACGAAGCCGAGUAUGAAGCCCUCUUGGCAGGCCUUCGGCUCGCUAAAGAUAUGGGAGCCAAACAACUCAAAAUCUGCAUCGACUCUCAACUUAUCGUUAAUCAAGUGCUUAUCAAAUUCAAAGCUAAGGACACUUCGAUGGCUGCCUACUUGACACACGCCCGCCGAUUGCUCCACCACUUCAGCGCGUAUCAAGUUCAGCGGAUCCCCAGAUCCGAGAACAGCCACGCCGAUGCCCUGUCAUGCCUUGCAUUGGCAAUCGACGACAAAGUAGGUUGCCACGUGCCGAUCGAAGUCCUUGCUCGGCGUAGCACCACUGAAACCGAGGUACAUGCCAUUUGGCAGGAUCCAAGUUGGAUGGAUCCAAUCCACGCAUACCUCGCUAGCGGCACGUUACCGGAUGACAAGGCCGAGGCCAAAACUCUCCACCGCCGAUCGGCACGAUACGUCCUUGUGAAUCAGAUCCUCUAUCGACGUGGUCAUUCCUUACCGUUGCUUCGAUGCUUGACCCCACAACAAGGAGAUUACGUCUUACAAGAGAUUCACGAGGGAGCAUGCUGGAACCAUUCUGGCACCCGGUCCUUGGCCUUCAAAACCGUUCAGCAGGGGUAUUAUUGGCCAACUCUCCAUAUCGAUGCCACUAAGCUCGUCCAGAACUAUGACCACUGCCAGCAUUUUGGCUCCGUUCCAAAACUGCUCGCCGAACCACUCACUCCAAUUGUCAGCCCGUGGCCCUUCGCUCGGUGGGGUUUGGAUCUCAUCGGCCCUAUGCCACAAGGAAAGGGACAGCUUAAAUUCGCCAUCAUCGCCGUCGACUACUUUACGAAGUGGACCGAAGCCGAAGCAUCGGCAACCACCACUGCAACCAAGGUCUAG